This is a messenger RNA of Exophiala mesophila, 2256 nucleotides long. RefSeq lists its product as uncharacterized. The coding region runs from base 267 to 2030 and encodes 587 amino acids. The record is from RefSeq and is a predicted model, not a curated record. Lineage: Eukaryota; Fungi; Ascomycota; Eurotiomycetes; Chaetothyriales; Herpotrichiellaceae. The transcript has a single exon.
CCACAUCAAUGCUGCUGACUCAGUCUCGUCCACCCUCGACAACCGUUCCUAUCAAUUCAACUCGACUAGACAAAAGUUAUGGUGAACCUAAGCACCGCAGUGUCCUACAACAGAGUCAAUUCAUCUUACCGUCACGACCUUUCUUGACCAUGCCCUCAUUCCGCGCCUUUCUCACUAGAUCUGGAUACAAUCACCCCGCAUGAUUAGUCACUCCACUAUCCUUAUCAAGUCUCAAGUCUGUGAUUCAGCUCAAGCCAUUCGCAGUCAUGCCCUUUGUGGACGAGUCGACCACCAAGGAAGUAUCCAUUGGGAAGAGCUCGUUGCUCCGAUUGUCUGGAGCACAAGUCGAUCCCUAUACACGAUAUGUUGCCUACUUGAUCUUUCGCAAGCUCAACCUCUCAGUCAAGGGCCAGAGGCACAUGAACAAUGCUUUUGCUAAUCUACCCAUCUUCACAACCGAUGAUCAGAAGCUGACCUUUGGCUGGGGCUUCAACCAUGCUGUUCAGGACAAGGUCAUCCACGCUGAAUCCUACGACCAUCUCGCCGUGGCGACAGCCAUUGGGGAGAGUUUCCACGAAGUCUAUGGCACCAAAAUCCUCCAUGAACUUGCCGCUUCCAUGGCUGGUCCCGAAGAUACCACUCCUCACUAUGCCCAAUGGAAGUCUACUCUUCAUUCUUGCAAUGGCAUUUUAGCCACCACUGAUUUUGGUCAGUUGGUCGAAGAUUACCUCCGCCUCGAUCCCUUCAGCAUCCGGGCCGUCAAGAAUCUUGAAUCAAUCGUCAGUCCCAAGGCCGUAGCCCAGGCACUUCAAGCACUGAUGCAGGUCAGUGGGGGACACGAGAAGACCGUCACCUUCACUGGCAGCGGGAUUAUCUCAUGGUUCGGCGCUCUGGCGGAGUGGCAUUGUGACCUGCGAGUCGAGGUUUAUGGCAAAGAUGCAACAUUGGUCCAUGCCACCCACAAAGGCCAAAAACCCCAGGUCACACUCGUAUUUGUCGAAAAGCCUGGCAUUGAAGUUUCCUUCCAACCCUGGUAUGAUACUCACGUCAAUCUGGCAGGCCUCAAUAUCUCCGAAAACACGUACUCAUCCCAGGUCUACAUCACACCUUUUAGUGGUAGAGUCGCCUGGCAAUCGUUGCUUCCCCGGGUGUUUGGCAAGAGCUUCCACUAUCUCGACCACGACGAAUCUAAGGCGUUUGGAGGUAUGAUUGGCGGUGCAGCCAAGUUGUUUGAAGGACUGGCGUUGGGCAAGGGACACGAGGAGCAUGCAUUGGUCUCCACCAAAAACCAGAGCAACACCGCUUCCUAUGGCGCAGGACUCAUCCAGACCAUCACAAACUGGCUCCCCGAGCUACGACGCUUCCAAGGUCGGAUGGAGCGAGCCUUGAAGUUGACCCACGAGGAUGCCGCAAUCGCUUAUACGGAGUACCUGUCAAAACUGAGAAGGACCUGCCACUGUGGCAUUUGCACCGCUAAAGAUGAAGUUGAAAAGGAAAAGGAAGGAUUACCGCCCUCCCACGGGUACUGCCUUGCAGUCAUUGUGGAAACCAUCAUCUCUCUGGGGUUAGUGCUCUCCAGAAUGACCGUGUCACCCUCGAUUGUCCCUUCAAGAGCGGGAAUCCAGGGCUUCUACAACGGCCAAGUCCAGAAACGAAUGGAAGCGCGAGGUCUGCACUGGACAGAGCAUUUCAAGCUUGUAUAUGGCAAUGAAUGGAACGCCCCAGAUGCCCGUCGCUUGCAGAAAGCGGUCCAGAUAUUUGCGGGCUCGAGUCCUGAGAAGGACUUACCGUCCAAUGUCGUAGCGCUUUCUCAUGAAGGUAUUUGUGCGUAUUUUGUCACGAUUGGAAAACCAUGGGACUCGACUACUCAAGAUCAAGUCAAGUUGAUCCGCAUCGUGAGUGGAGGCAUCAACGUGCGCGAAAAGGUGUUUGAUCGAGCUGCCCUAGGUCCUGUUGAGACCCAAGACCCGGAUGAUUUUUGGGAAGAGGUUCCAAUUGAACACUUGCCGCAGUCCCUGUUUUGCAAGUAAGGAACGGCAGUUUCAGGACAGGUCGUAUGCCGUGGACGGGUUCGAAAGAUGAGUUGGUGGACAUGUCAAUGGCCAACAUUGGCGCCAUGAGAGAUUUUCUUCAUCUUUUGAUAAAGUGCGUAAAGUUACAUCCGUUCGUGCGAGGGAGAUUGCCUUGGAACCAGUAAGGAAAGCCGUUGAAUACUACCUAAGUACCUAAAUGGUCAUAAUGUCGAGCGACAACGUG